UCCAAAAUUGUAUCCAAGGAUAGCUAAAGUUCUUCUGUACAUUUUUCUUCAAGGAUUUACGCAUCCUUCUUUGGAAUUCAAUUUAGUAGGCCUCCAGAGGGUUUACGACAUUCCAAUCACGUAACAUCGCUUUUGUCGUUCUAACCACAGACUCUUCAUAUUAUUCUACAUCGUUAUUAUUAGUACGUUUAAGUAUUAAUGUUCACAAGGACAGCGUAAGAUAAAAUUAAUCAUAGCCAUGAAUGAUUCGUAGUAUGACAAAGGCAACUAAUCAUAUCUCUCUGUUUUCGAUAUUUCGUAAUUAUUAAACUUUUCGUGUUAUCGUGUUAAAAUGUUCACGAAUACAUUUUCAUUCAGUUCUUUUCUCUUUUUUUUCUUCUCCUUCUCUCUCUCUCUCUCUCUUUUUUUUUAAUCUGGAUUUUUAAAUUAACGAUAAUUAAGCUUGAUAAAACGAAAAUCUCCUAAAAAGUACGAAUAAUAGAAUGGAGGACAAUUAAGGAGUUGGUACGAUCGGACAAUUACAAAGUUAUUAGGAAAUCCAUUGGUCAUUAGGCCGCUUGGAAAGAGACCGUAGGAAGAUGCAAAGACGUAAUGGAGCUUGAAGGAGUGUGUAACGAAAAUACAAAAAUGCAAAGGGGUAAAGUAGAAUAGUUUGUUGGUCAUUGCAAGGCCGAGGCCGAGCAAGGAUAUAUUCUAGUUACUAUGUCCAGCUGGCGGCUCGUCGGACUAUACAUGUUUACUACUACUUUCACGGAGGAGGUAUGUCAAAAGUGAAAUCUGCAGUAAGGCGCAGGGAGUAUAAAAGAGCGGGAUGCGUAUAUAUAUAUAGUUUGCUGGGAUAGACUGCUUUGCCAGAAAAAAAAGGAAAAUUAUAUAGAGCUCAAAAAGAGAAGAAAAAUUCAAAAACAAAAAUUUUUAUUCGCAGAAAAGUAGAAAAAAGUAGAAAAAAAAGAAUGAAAUAUAUUAUAUGUAAGAGGAUAAGUAAGCAUACUUAACAAACUAAACGUUAAAAUAAUUAUAGAUAUGGGUUAAUGGUAAGGACCUAAUUAUCAGUUGAGUAACAUUUAAUUAACUGUUCUAUUAAUUGAACAAUUCAACGAGCCAUUGGUUGUCGAGGAUAGGAAGAGAGAAAAUGUGUCUGGGGUAGGUAUAUCGAUCAGAAAAAGGGGUUGAGGUGUGUAUAGAACAAGAGAGUGAGAGUGAGAGAGAGAGAGAGAGGGAGAGAAAGAGUGAGAGAGGGAGAGGCAGAGAAUGGGAGAGGUGAAACGAAGAUCGUCCUGCACGAGCCUCCGAUGGCCAAAUGGGGCUCAGGGCUGUAUCGCCAGGCUGCUGCACCCUUUCUCUCCUGCUUCUACUAUGCGACCUUGACCUAGGGGGUUCCUCUCGCGCCGGCGUCACGCCCUCUCGGCUUCUCCCCUCUUUCUCUUCUUUUUCUUAUUCGUUUUCUUCUUCCUUAUCUUUCUCGAGCUUUUGAAUAACCAACUUCAUUACUCUUUUCGUCGUUUACUUACAACUAGAUUAGACGCCGUCUUCUCUCGACUGAUUUUCUUUCGCCCUUCAGUAUCACGCUCACCUUCUUUCCUUUCUGCUUUUGAUUCUUCGCUCGCGAGUUUUAGCUAAAACGGGUGAAAACAGGUCCGACCUCGAACACGUCGCGCCAGUGCCUCGAACGCGCACACGUCGUCUACGCGUUCUCCUCCUCCUCUUUUUCAUCCUCACCCUCUUCUACCACCACCAUCACUACCACCAACUCGACACCGUCAUCGGCACCGACCGGAUUUUGUUGCAGUCGCUCUCCGAGCCGCGAGCAAGGCCGAUAUCUGGUCUAGUUUAUCAGGAUAGAACAAUUAGUUUUUGCAUUUGAGAAUUGACAUUUGGAUUCCGUCCAAGAGGCAUCCUCGCUGGACUGUGCCAAUGUCAUCUACUACCAUGCGACCGGCGGAAGCAUGCAGGCACCGUGCCAGAGAACCGAUUCGCGUCUUUUUCUUCCCUUCAUCGACCGGUCUGUGCCAAGGCCAAGCAAGAAGCAGAAGCCACUGAGAGAAUACGGCCGAUUGUGCCUUAGUACAGAAGACCAGAGUAACGUUGUGACGGCGGAAGUAUGCACCGAGACACGCGGUGGACUUCCGCUUUUACAAGUAUGGCCAAGCGAUUCGCCGAGACGCGAGGUCGAUAGUCAGGAACAAGCUUUUGUAUUUCCGGACGUUCAGGAAAACGUUAACGACAGUGGAAUCGAGUCCAUCCAGGCAUCUCCAUCGCCGUGUAAAGCUGCUUGCAACAGUCCAGCGACGACACCACAACAAUCUCGUCGCGCAAGUCUUUUGCAUCCGGAUCACGCGAGGCUUCAUCUGCAUCAUUUACAUCACAAUCACCAUAAUUCAGGCUCGAAAAGUCCUCCGACUCAAGAUAGAACGUCGAUCGACGAAGAUCCGCCCUCGGUACCUCCAAGCCCUUCUAGUACGACGACGAGUAGUCUCCGAUCGAUGCCGAGUUCAGCGAUCGCAUCUAUGCAUUCUCAGGACAGACGGCGUAGCAGCAGAUACAGCAUGUUCGAUGCUUUGGACUUGGAGUAUGCUCUUUUGAGAGCCGCUGCUAGGGGUUCGGUAGGGCCCUAUUCUCUUUCAGAAUCCCUGCACAAGUUGACGUUCACACAAAGUCUUGCUUUUCCCGCCUUGGCUCGUGGUUUAGCUUCGAAACAGAGUGUACCUACUAGAAGACCUCAACAACAUGCAGAAAGUGGACUGAAUGUCUUCGCCAAAGUUGUUACAGCUCUCGUCCUCAUGUUAGUCAGCGUCUUGGUGUUCGGCGUUGUUUAUAAAUUCGCUAGGACGUGAGGAUGGCUACUGGUACCCGAUCGACAUCCUGGCUCCAAUCAGGACUUUAAUAAUCGGCCGGGUGCCAGCGAGUCUUACGACGAUAAUGCCUGAUCAAUCUUGAUGUCAGGAGUUCGCCAAAAGAUCUCUCUUUCUUUUUUCUUCCUUUUCUCUCUAAUACUCUCUUUUUCUCUCUUCGUCUAUUGCAUCUUUUUCUUCCGAUCCAUUCGAAAAUCUAGCCUUCCUCUUUAUCAAAGAUUCGAUGUAAGGACGAAUUAUUGGCGACUUUUGACAUGAAUCGAGCAUUAAUUGUAUCCAUAAGGCCUUCUUAACAAAAAAAAGCACAAGUGAUAAUCGGUAUGAUCGAUUUCUUUUCAUUUCUUUCUAUUUUUUUUUUGUUUUCGUCUUCCGUGCGAAAGCGUUAUUUUAAUCGAUUUAAAUGAAAUUCGAGACACGAGGAAUUUCUUUCGUGAAGAAAUCCAUGGUAUUCGUUAAGAUUUUGAUCAAACGGUAAACGAUAUGUAUGAUAUAAAGGUAUAAAGAAUACGAUAUUAAAAGAUUUCAGGAUUUUUGAAGAAGAAAAUGAUUCACCUCCUUGUCGGGAACGAUGCGUACUACGUCCUCGUUUUCGAUUUUAUCACGAUUCGGACAAGGUCCUCGUAUUGGAACCUUCCCCUCUUGGGUUAGUGAAUUUUUUUACAUAAAAAAUUAGAAGCGCUGGCUUUUGGACGAUCGCGUGAGAAUAAUUAGGAGGAAAAAAAAAGAAAAAGAAAAAGAAAAUAAAAAGAAUAAUCAAGGGACAAUUCAAUCAUCUUCAUUGCUUUGCAGUGCCUUGUCCGUGCAUGUUCGCAUUGAAGAUUAGGAAUGUGCACGCGUACACGCAAAAUAUUAUCAAAAAGAAAUACGAUCCCAGGUAUAAGAAAAAAAAAAAAAGAAAAGAGGAAAAAAAGAAAAGAAAGAAAUAAAACAAAAAAGGAAUAGAAUUAUUCAAGUGCUUUAUAGUUUAUACGAUUACUUCUCGAUGACAAUCGCACGGAACGCGUUAAUGCGUUUUCGUCAUGCAAAUUCUAAAACAUAUUACACGUCGAUUUCAAUAAGGUAUAAUCGUGUGCAUGUGUACGUUUCUAAAUGAACGUGAAAUCUUUUCUUCUGUGUCUCCAAGUAAUGAAAGAUUUAUCAAUUAAAAGAAAAAAAGAAAAAAAGAAAAGAGCAAAAAAAAUGAAAAAAAAAGAAAGAAAGAACAAAAAGAUAAUCGGAAUCGAUCAAUGAUAAUCAUAUAUAAUAGAACGUCAUAAAAUCGAUCCGAAGUAUCACAAAACAGAUUAUCUUUCCUAUAAGAAAUUACAAUGAAUCGGCAAAAAAGAACCGAAAUUAUUGAGAUACCACAUAUGAUAAUUAUCUACUAUAUGUACAUAUAAUAAUAUACUUUCCAUGAAUGUACAGGGUGAUACGAAAGUACAUAGACAUAUUUAACAAAAAAGUAUGGGAGAAGAUUUUACGAUAAGUUCGAAGUAAUCCGAUCGAUCCGGUCGACAUCAUUAUUAACAGGCAUAACGUUCAAGUCAUACUAUCGACUAGUUUGAUGUCUCGCUGAAAAAUCAAAGAGAAGGAAGAAAUAAAAUAAAGAAGUAGAAAAGAGAAGUGUCCCCUCGAAGAAUAUUGUCUCAUAUUUAUCUUUCGCUUUGAUGAAUCAGCAUUGUUCUAAUCUCGAGUAAAUUUGAUCGCAGAUUAUUAGAAUGGAUUUAAAAAAAAAAAAGAAAAAAAGAAUUACGAAAAAGAAAGACCAAGUUUUACCAGGAGGAGAUCGAAUUUUCAAAUACAUCUCUUGUAGAAUUAAUAUACGUUAGGUAUAUCUUGUACAUACAAGUAUAAUAUUAUUAUUAUACGGCUGCUAUUUAUUUGGCCAUUAUUUUCAAUCAUUUUUAAUCAGUAUUUUAAAUGAAUGGUCAGUAUUUAUAAUAUAAUAUCAAUACGUAAUAUAAGUGAUUUAAUAUUGAGCUGAUUAAUUUACGAAAUGAACUCUCAAUAUUUUAAUUAAAAUAUUUGUAAAUAAAAUAAUUUGUCUCAAUUUUAAAUAUAUAGUCGAUAUUUAUAAUAAACUCAUAUGCAAUUCUGACAUUUAAUUAUUUAUAUUGACCAAUUAUAUUAUGUACUGAUAUUUUAUUAUAAGUACUGAUCAAAAUAUUCAUACAUACUGAUCAUUUAUUUAACAAAAUACUUACCGUUAAUUAAUAAAAAUUUUGGCCAAAUAAAUAGAAGUGUUAUUAUACAAAGAUGUGUCAUGAUCCAUAUUACACGACACAAUGCUUUGUACAAAGCAACGAAAUUUUUAAGUAAAGAAAUUUUCGUAAAAUCUCUUCUCUUGGUAACAAUGCUACUCUCUUUAUCUUGUCGGUUUUAUCGUUGUCAUGUGUGAUAAUAUAAUAGAUAUAUAUAUAUAUUUUUUUUAGAACGUCAUUCUAAAGAUAAUUUUAAUUUCUGAAGUAUUAUUGAAUAUAGUUAAUUAUUGUUUUCUUGAAAUCUCUCUUUCUUUCUGUAUCUUUAAUAGGGCGAACUUAAAAGUGAUAACGAAAUUAUUUGCGUUAUCGUGUCUUAAAAAAUUGUUCGAACAUAUAAAAUACUAUCGCAAAGCUCUUACUAAAAGACUCAUUUAAAAAUCGAAAAUCUUAUCGAACGAGGUAACUUGGAGAACAUUGAAAUUAAAUUUCACUGUGCCAAUAUCCUGUCUCGUUUAUAAUCGAUUACGUCGUUGUUGCAAUGACGUUGCCUCGAUACACACAUAUAUAUAUAUAUCAUAUAUAUAUAUAUUAUUAUUAUUAUUAUAAAUAACAAUAUAUACGUCAUAAGAAAA
Messenger RNA from Vespa crabro (European hornet), 5664 nucleotides. Its product is annotated as palmitoyltransferase ZDHHC5-A. The transcript is spliced from 5 exons. Bases 1947 to 2834 code for a protein of 295 amino acids. The record is from RefSeq and is a predicted model, not a curated record. Lineage: Eukaryota; Metazoa; Arthropoda; Insecta; Hymenoptera; Vespidae.